AUGGGUAACCCCGACAUCAAAGUCGAUCCAAUGGACUUGAUGUCCUCGGACCCGACUGACCUAGACCUCGACCUUUCGGUCGAAUCCACUCCUUCUCCCAACGCCAGUCAACCCACGCAAACCACGCCGGCCUCGAGUAGUUCCACGACUCAAGGGUCCGCGUCGGCGCCUCGCCGUCCUCCUCGCAAGAGCACUCUGACCCAGCAACAGAAAAACCAAAAGAGACAGAGGGCGACACAAGAGCAAUUGGUGACCUUGGAGAUGGAAUUCAACAAGAAUCCCACUCCCACGGCUGCCACUCGUGAACGUAUCGCUCAAGAGAUCAACAUGACCGAACGAUCCGUCCAGAUUUGGUUCCAGAACAGUCGCCGACGCGCAAAGAUCAAGAUGCUGGCGAAAAAAAGCUUAGAAAAUGGCGACGAUUUGGAUAACAUCCCAGAGUCCUUGAGGCAGCUGCUGGCCAUGCAGGCCAUGGAAUCUGGAAGACCAUUUCCUCGCCAGCUUCUGCGGCCUGGUGGGCCAAUGGCACAGUAUGGUGGUGGCGGCAUGCUGAUGAAUGGUGAUCCGACCGGCCAAGGCAAAGUUGUCAUUCAACAUUUUACCUGUCGGUCUUUGAGCAUCGGUACUUGGCGUCGAGUGGGCCAGAACGCCAUGGAUCUGGUUAUUUUCUACUCCCCCGACAAGGCAUGCAUCACCUACUACAUCAACAACGACUCGGCCGGUUACAAGAUCGAAUUUCCCUUUGCCUUUAUCAAGUCCAUCCAGUUAGAACCCGGGGAUACGGCGCCAACCGCAAAUGGGGCUCCGCCGAGACCAAGUGGGCUUGUCAUUGAGUUGAACAGGCCGCCAAACUUCUUCAUGGAUUCAUCCAACUCUGGGGGGUUUUACCAGUGUGGUGACUUCACCGAAGACCAACAAGCCUCUCAGAUCUUGGUUCACCAUCUAGGAGGGCAUCCCAAGGUGCUGAGCGGUCAGCUUGCCAAAUUGGUCUCGCUCGAAUCGUUCCAGAACCGGCUGAACCCGUUCGACAUUAAUGCCAUGCCUGCAUCGGCGCCAGUCUCCCCGAAUAUGGGAAUUGUGCGGCCUGCGUCUCAACCUAAUGUCCAAUUCGCACGGCCUCAACCUCCUCAUGUCGGAAUGUUUCAAGAACAGUUCGGCGUACAGCAUCACCUUCAUCCUGGACGGAUGCAUCCGGGUCACAAGCGACAGAGGAGUCGGUCUGUCCCCAUUGCCAUUGACUUUUCAAUGCUCCACGGACCGAUGCCAACGUUCCAUAUACAACAGCCUUCGCCUCAACUGGCCCCUGACCAGCACAACCUCUUCCAACCCAUGCCACAGCAUCCUGUCCAGGCCCCACUGGGGCCAAGCUUGCAGAUCGAUACUUCUGCUGGGUACGGCAUGGACUUCCGUCAAAUGCCCAUGUCUGCCACAGCCACCUCACCCUCGGAAUUCGCCAGCCCAGGCUUCUUCCCAUCAAACCCAGCUCAACCACCUAUGCCGGCAUCUGAGUUUGGCACCCCACAGCAAUUCAGCGGGCCAUUCUUGUCGCCUUCUCCCAUGGUUGACCAUACCAUGAUGCCCAGUUCGGUGUCUCCCAUGCCGCACAUGGGUCAUCCGGAUCCCGUCAUCGCCGACCACUCGCCACCUUUGUCGGCGUUGCACAGAAGCGCUUCGGCAGACAUGUUCAACCACCAUGGGAUUAUGGAUGACACGUUGAUGUUGGGUGAGAUGUAUUCGAAACAAAAUCUCAAUAUGCCCAUGCCGAGUCCUGGGCUGGAUGAGAAUGGCAUGCUGUUGAUGAACGACAUGUCGGAGUUCCACAACCCUCGAGAGCACAUGGACAUGCCGAUGACACCCUUCGGCACCGUGGACCCUCACGCGCUACAAGCUGGUCUCCAUCACUAA
Cladophialophora psammophila CBS 110553 is the source of this 1905-nucleotide messenger RNA. RefSeq lists its product as uncharacterized. The transcript is spliced from 3 exons. Gene Ontology annotation, biological process: regulation of transcription by RNA polymerase II; cell differentiation. The coding region runs from base 1 to 1905 and encodes 634 amino acids. Gene Ontology annotation, molecular function: RNA polymerase II cis-regulatory region sequence-specific DNA binding; DNA-binding transcription factor activity, RNA polymerase II-specific. The record is from RefSeq and is a predicted model, not a curated record. Lineage: Eukaryota; Fungi; Ascomycota; Eurotiomycetes; Chaetothyriales; Herpotrichiellaceae.